AACGAACCAUCUUUUCUGGGGAUCUUUUUGAAGACUCCUUUCUCCCCAUCACUCGCUCUACAUCAUGGCUAUUCUUUGCAGAAGCGUAUCUGAAUAGAUGAACGAUCAUGAUCCUGCCUCGGGUGGGAGAAGCUAAACGACCGCAUGUCCAGUACUAUAUUUGAGCCCUGCUAAUGUUAUGAGCCUGGGUAGGAUCUAGGGAUACUAUCGAGAACUUGAGACCUCCUCAUGUCGCUGCUCCACUGUCCUCUCCUACCGCACCCUGUGACAGCAUCGAUAUUACGAGUGUUCGCGUCCGAAAGCGGCUGCUUUGCGAGGGACUUUCCCAUUCUAAACCGCUCCUCAACAUAUCGCAUGUUCAGUCGUGAACUCAAUAUGCGCUUCCUGUUUCCACACGCCACGGCCUCAUUUGAUGGUGCCCUCGCCAGCACCGAACAGGUCACGCGCUCGGCGGUUCCCACACCUGCUGUAAUCGGGACGAAGUUGAAAUACAAAGAGGUUGCAAAGCGGAACAGCGAUCUUUGGCGCACAAAAGCUGGAUGGGUCUGAUGUGAUACACGCUUACCAUCUCCCUGUGGAGUGUUAAAAGAUCACCGUAGGUUAUCUGGCCCUGAUUACUCCAGCCCCGUCAGUCGGGCCGUGGUAAAGGACACGACCAGCUGAAAGCACAACGCAAGAAUCGGCAUUUUCCACUGCUGUUGCCCGAUGAGCGAUGGUGAUGAUUGUACUUUCCUGCAACUCCUCCCUCAAUACACGCUGUAUUUCAGCAGAUGUGUCCAAGUCGAUACUGGCUGUGGCUUCGUCCAUGAUGACGAUUGCGCUUCUCCGCAGUAUUGCUCGAGCAAGACCAACCAAUUGUCGCUGCCCCUGACUCAGAUUUCUUCCUCCAGUGUCGAUCUGCGUCUCAAGAGUCCAUCCAUACUUUCCGCAAACUCUUGAUAGCACGGAUUGACAGGCAAAUUUGGAGUGUUCCUCCAAUGGAUCGAGGUUGUGACGCAAAGAUCCAGGGAAGAGGAUAGGCUCUUGUGCCAGGAAGGUUAUUCUGCUUCUCAACGGCUGUUUAUCAACUUUGGCGACGUCGACGCCAUCAAUCAAGAUACGACCGCCCUCUGGAGUGAUGGUUGCUAGCAACGCCAUGGCCAGAGUUGACUUUCCGGACCCUGUUCUACCCGUGAUGGCAGUGGUUGAUCCCCCCUUGAACCGAAGCGAAACAUUUGUCAAUGCCGGUUCCAGAUGAGGCUGAUAUCGAAUGGUGACAUCCUCAAAGACGAUAUCGCUCCCAUAUGUAGGCCAUGCAGCGGGCGGUUGAACCGAACUCGGGGCUUCUUGUUCGAUAUGGACCAAUUCAACCACCCGUUCAACAGACACAAAGUUGAGUUGAAGUUGCCCGUAUGAUUUGCAAAUGGCAUGGGUGGACUGGACAAACUUAUUAGCUGAGAUCAAGACAAACGCGGUCAAGCCGGCCGAGAGGUUGGAGAAAAUUGCAAGCAUAGUCAAGAGAAACGUGGAGACUGCCGACAGGGUGUCGAAUCGGUACAUAAGCCAGGCCUGCAAACUCCAAUAAAAAUGGUCCAUCUUCUG
This is a messenger RNA of Cladophialophora immunda, 1581 nucleotides long. RefSeq lists its product as uncharacterized. Lineage: Eukaryota; Fungi; Ascomycota; Eurotiomycetes; Chaetothyriales; Herpotrichiellaceae. The record is from RefSeq and is a predicted model, not a curated record. The transcript has 2 exons. The coding region runs from base 229 to 549 and encodes 106 amino acids.